Messenger RNA from Manacus vitellinus (golden-collared manakin), 1128 nucleotides. RefSeq names its product sulfotransferase family cytosolic 1B member 1-like. Gene Ontology annotation, molecular function: sulfotransferase activity. Gene Ontology annotation, biological process: sulfation. The record is from RefSeq and is a predicted model, not a curated record. The transcript is spliced from 8 exons. Lineage: Eukaryota; Metazoa; Chordata; Aves; Passeriformes; Pipridae. Gene Ontology annotation, cellular component: cytoplasm. Bases 101 to 991 code for a protein of 296 amino acids.
AACUGCUGCGGGGCCCCGUGUCUCCCUGUCCUCUGCCGUCACCCUCGUGGUGUCACUCUCCCAGCGUCACUCUCUCGGCGCAGAGCGGCACUGUAUUAGGAUGGCCGAUCCAGACCCCCACCUGCGUCAGCCCUGGCCCACAGUGCACGGCAUUCCCAUGGUCAAAGCCUUCACCCACAACUGGGAACGUGUCGACACUUUUCAGAGUCACCCUGAGGACAUUGUGGUGGUCACCUUCCCCAAAUCUGGCACCACCUGGGUCAGCGAGAUUGUGGACAUGAUCCUGCAAGGCGGAGACCCUGAGAAAUGCAAGCGGGACAUUAUCAGCAAGAGGGUGCCCAUGCUGGAGUUCUCUGUCCCUGGGAAGUUGCCAGCAGGGACAGACCUGCUGGCCACCAUGCCCUCACCCCGCGUGGUGAAGACCCACCUGCCGGCAGAUGUAUUGCCAAAAUCCUUCUGGGAAAACCGCUGCAAGAUGAUCUAUGUGGGGCGCAAUGCCAAGGAUGUGGCCAUUUCCUACUACCACUUUGACCUUAUGAACAAGUUACAGCCACACCCUGGGACAUGGGCCCAGUACCUGGAGGAGUUCAUGGCCGGCAGAGUGGCAUAUGGCUCCUGGUACAACCACGUCAAGGGCUACUGGGAGCGGAGGAAGGAUCACCCCAUUCUCUACCUCUUCUACGAGGACAUGAAGGAGGACCUCCGCCGGGAGAUAGUCAAGGUGGCCAAGUUCCUGGGGCACGAGCUGUCGGAGGCGGCACUGGAUGCCAUCACUCGACACACUUCCUUUGAGGCAAUGCGGGACAACCCCACCACCAACUACACCAAGCUGCCCUCCGAGAUCAUGGACCACAGCGUGUCCCCCUUCAUGCGCAAAGGCACCACCGGAGACUGGAAGAACCACUUCACCGUGGCCCAGAACGAACGCUUUGACCAGGACUAUGCGCAGAAGAUGUCGGGCACUGACCUGCGCUUCCGCACUCAGAUCUGAGGAGACACUGCCAGACACCCCCCAAAUCCGACCCAUGCUGGUGGCACUGUUCCUACACCAGGGGCUGCUUCCCCUCCUCUGAGACUGCUGGAAAGUAAUAAAAUGUGCUUCCUGACCCCUGCAUGGGGUGCUCACUA